Lizanozyma spartinae is the source of this 1191-nucleotide messenger RNA. Its product is annotated as elongation factor 1-gamma. Gene Ontology annotation, cellular component: cytoplasm; nucleus. Gene Ontology annotation, molecular function: translation elongation factor activity. The transcript has a single exon. The record is from RefSeq and is a predicted model, not a curated record. Bases 1 to 1191 code for a protein of 396 amino acids. Gene Ontology annotation, biological process: translational elongation. Lineage: Eukaryota; Fungi; Ascomycota; Pichiomycetes; Serinales; Debaryomycetaceae.
AUGUCCGUGUCACCAAGAAGUCAAUUCUUGGUGACAUUUGUCAAGCACUUCAAACUUGACAUCAAAGUCUCCAGUGAACUCUACGAGUCCUUCCCUGUUGACUUCCCUGUCAAGAAGUUGCCAGUCUUGGUCAGUGCCAAGGGUGAAAAGAUGUGUGAAACUGUUGCCAUUUUGAUGUACUUAUUGUCUCUUGUUCCUGACAACAAGUUGUUGGGUAAGAACCCAUUUGAAUACUCUCAAAUCUUGAAGUACGUUUUGUGGGCUAACAACGAAAUCUUGCCAAGUUACAUUUACCCUGUCAUGAUGGCCAAGGGUAUGAAGCCAUACAACAAGAGAUCUUUCGACGAAGGUAUUGCCAACCUUGAAAAGUUCACUGCUUUGCUCGAAGCCAGAUUGGCCAACUACACUUACUUAGUUGGUGAACGUAUUUCCAUUGCUGAUUUAAUUAAUGCUCACCACUUUGCCGUUAUCUAUGCCACUGUUGGUGCCAAGCCAUUCACCAAGAAGUACCCUAACGUCUACAGAUGGUUUUUGACUGUCUACAAGAAUGCUUUCUUUGGUGAUGCUCAAUUCACUGUUGCUGCUGAACCAUUGGCCUUCCAACCUCCAAAGAAGGAAAAGAAGGAAGCUGCUCCAAAGAAGGAAGCCGCUGCUCCUAAGGCUGCUCCAGCUGACGAUGCUCCAGUUGAAGAAAAGAAGCCAAAGCAUCCAUUGGAAUUGUUGGGUAAGGCUGCCAAUCCUUUGGAUAACUGGAAGAGAGUGUACUCUAACGAAGACACCAGACCAAAAGCCAUCCCAUGGUUCUGGGAAAACCAAUGGAACCCUGAAGAAUGGUCUUUGUGGAAGCUUGACUACAAGUACAAUGAGGAAUUGGAAAAGACCUUUAUGACCAACAAUCAAAUUGGUGGUUUCUUUGCCAGAUUAUCUGCUUCCACCAAGUACUUGUUUGGUUGUUUAGUUGUGUACGGUGUUGACAAUGACAACGGUAUCACUGGUGCCUUCUUGGUCAGAGGUCAAGAAUACGCUCCAGCCUUCGACGUUGCUCCUGAUUGGGAUACUUACAACUACACCAAGUUGAACCCUGAAAACGAAGAAGACAAGAAGUUCAUUGAAAACAUGUUUGCUUGGGAUGAACCAGUUACUGUGAACGGUGAAAAGAAGGAAAUCGCUGACGGUAAGGUCUUCAAAUAA